Rhipicephalus sanguineus (brown dog tick) is the source of this 858-nucleotide messenger RNA. RefSeq lists its product as uncharacterized. The transcript has a single exon. The coding region runs from base 1 to 858 and encodes 285 amino acids. Lineage: Eukaryota; Metazoa; Arthropoda; Arachnida; Ixodida; Ixodidae. The record is from RefSeq and is a predicted model, not a curated record.
AUGUACAGCGACAAUGUAGUCAGUGUGCAGUUGGGUGACAUAAUAACUGGCCCUAUUCGUGUAAAUAAGGGUCUGAGGCAGGGCUGCCCACUGUCGCCAUUGCUGUACAUCAUGUACGCAUCCAGACUAGAGUGGGCCUUGCUGAACUCAAACCUUGGAUUCAGCAUGCGUUUCAGCACAACUAGUGCCAGCGAGAAUCACCACCUGCCUGGUUUGGCUUUUGCGGACGAUCUCGUUUUUAUGGCAGAGAGUCACCAGGAGCUGCAAUCCCUCCUCGACAUCUGCCAGACAGAAAUCGUGAGUCUUGGACUCCGAUUCAACAUAAAGAAAUCAGCGGUUGUCCGACUAGCUGGAGGGAGCACCAAUGCAGCGGCGUUGACCUUGGAAGGAGAACCACUGGCCGCACGCAACGAGUACAGGUACCUUGGAGUCACCCUGUGUGUGGAUGCAGCGAAGUACAGUCUGCACGAGACCAAGAUUCGACAGGCUGCGCUGCAGGCUCAACGAAUCCUCUGUCGUCGAUGCCUCUGGGGUUGCAACCGCUUCCAAAUGAUCCGCGACCUAUGGAAAAUGGUUCACGUGCCGGGCCUGACGUUUGCGAACGCGGUUGUGUGCAUAUCGCCAACGACACGUGAGUGGUUGGAGCGUCAACAACGAGAGGUUGGUCGUGCGGCGCUCGGUGGCCAUGGUCGAGUUGCCAACGAGGCGGUACAGGGGGACGUCGGAUGGUCCAGCUUUGAAGCUCGGGAAGACGCCAGAAAGAUUGUCUACCGGGGUCGUCUCAUGCUCAUGCGGCGCAUUCGGUGGGUGCGCCGCGUGUUCGAGUAUCUUUCGGCGACAUGCAUGAGGACUGACUGA